This is a messenger RNA of Cryptomeria japonica (Japanese cedar), 3073 nucleotides long. Its product is annotated as putative kinase-like protein TMKL1. Lineage: Eukaryota; Viridiplantae; Streptophyta; Pinopsida; Cupressales; Cupressaceae. The transcript has 2 exons. The record is from RefSeq and is a predicted model, not a curated record. Gene Ontology annotation, biological process: protein phosphorylation. The coding region runs from base 828 to 2936 and encodes 702 amino acids. Gene Ontology annotation, molecular function: protein kinase activity; ATP binding; protein binding.
GAACAAUAUGCUUGUGGCUUCUAUUCAAAUUCUGUUGCAGUGUACUGUGUGUCAAAAUUUCAAACGCAUUCGUCCUCCACAGACACAGUCCUAAAUCUACUCAAUAUGCAUGCAUACAUAAUCAUGUUUGUUGACACUACUCCACGCUUUAAUUAAAGUGGCCUUCUGGUAUGUAUAUUUUAGUCAUUUCCCUCCUCCAGUUACGGCGAUUGAAAUAAAAAAAGCAUUUUGUACUUGUAAUGAAGCCCUGACUGUGCCUUGACAAAAGCUAGGUGAGAAUGUGGGUGGUGGGCAAAAUCAUUGCAGAAGCUCAUGCAUGUUAUGGAAGAUAGUGCUGCUAGUAAUAAUGGCAUGAAUUCAAUGAUGUAGAUGGUGGGAAUAAUCAUGACAGUGGUCGCCUGUGCAUUGUAAAAUUCUUCAAAAAUUUGGAGACAAGGAUAACAACAGUCUCAGAAAAAGGACAUACCUGGCGUUCUUGUUACUGAUUACAAGCCCAAAACUAUCAGAGGAGGCCUAAAAAGAAAAGGUGAACUUUGGAAGUGUGCUUUAUGAAAUUUUAAAGGUCUGCAUUUUAUGGGGAAAAAUAGUUUGAAAUUGUUGGUUUGAUAGGAAAGUUUACUGCUCCGGCUUGGAAAAUGAUUACCCAGGAGGAAGCCCAGGUGGGUAUUUAUAUUGAACCACAAAAGUUCAAAAAACCCAGGAUCUGAUAUGGGAAUACAUUGUAUUGGAAGUUCAAGUGGGUUUCUUUAUAGAAGCUCCACUGAGUUGCUGAGAGGCCCUAUAAACAGAUGAUUCUAAGCUUGAGAAAUUAAUUUUAAAAGUAUAGAAUGGAUUAUAUGGGGAAAGUUUUGAGAUCUGUGGACAAAAAGUUGCAGUUGUUCUCUCUAAUGAAUCUCAGGCUCUCUAUUAUUUUAGUCCUGGUUUGUUGCAUUGAUGGGUUAGUGAUUAAUCCUGAAGUUUCUACACUUCUCAAGGUGCAAUCAACAUUGUCUGGGACAUUGAGUAAUACCAUGCUGUUAUCAUGGAACGUUUCUAGGCCGGUAUGCAGAUGGAAGGGGGUUUCAUGGCUGUACGACGGCACUCCUAUUAAUUGUUCUCUUAUUAAAGUAAGGCGGAGUCUAUCUUUGGCCUAUAACCCCAAGGUUUCGAUUCGUGGAAUUUACUUGCAAGGGGCUGGCUUGAAGGGCAUGGUGCCAAAGGAAUUGGGGUCUUUGACAAAUUUGAAGUGGCUGAAUCUGAACAACAACAGCCUUCAAGGAGAGAUUCCUCCAGAGCUGGGUAAUGUGCCUAAUUUGAGCAGCCUGCAACUUAAGAGCAAUGAACUCAGUGGCAGCAUCCCUGCAACCAUCUGGAACCUUUCUGACAAUUUGGUGGAGCUGGUACUGGGAUUCAACGGGCUAUCAGAGAACAUUCAUGAGCCUCCGAUGGCCAAUGGAAGCUUCCCUUUUUUCAAGAGACUGGAGCUGAAUAACAAUAGUCUAUCUGGGGUAAUUCCUAGCUUCCUCGCAACUUGUAGCUCUCUCCAAAUUCUUGAUUUGAGCGGGAACUCUUUAUCUGGGUCUAUACCAAAUGAGCUGGCAAACCUUCCAAAUCUUACAACUCUCAAUCUUGCGCAUAACAAUCUGAGUGGGCGUAUUCCUAGUUUUAGGCAGAAAUUUGAUAAAAUCUCAUUUGUAGAAAAUAGUGCAAGCCUGUGCGGACAGCCCCUUUUAAACCCCUGUAAUUUGGCCCCAGCUGCUUCUGCCAAUAUUACAGUAAACCAACUCAAUCUGACCAGAGGCCAUGCCAAACCCAGUACUGGAGUUAUUGCUGGAAUCAUUAUUGGAUCAAUUGCUGUUGUAGUGAUUGUGGCUUCUCUAGUUAUCGGGUGCUAUCAUAAGUCUAACAGAGACGGUGGCGUUGAUAGGACUUCUUCUUCUUCUUCUGCCCCUCCCAAGGAGAAGGAAGAGGACAUGGAAAAUGAAGGUGGGAAACUGAUACAUUUCCAAGGAGGUGAACACUUGACAGUGGAUGAUGUCCUGAAUGCAACAGGAGAAGUAAUGGGCAAAUCCAGUUAUGGUACAGUCUACAAAGCCAGGCUGAGAAACGGUUCUAUGAUAGCACUUCGACUUCUCAGAGAUGGGUGCCUCAGAUCUAGAGGGGAAUUUAUGCCCGCCAUUGAGGAGUUGGGUAAGAUCAGGCACGGGCACCUUGUUUCUCUCCGGGCAUUCUAUUCAGGAACAAGAGGGGAGAAACUGCUGGCCUAUGAUUAUCUUCCAAGAGGAAGUCUAUCGGAGCUUCUGCACAGUACAAAUAGGCAAGCUCCAGGAUGGGCUAGGCGGCACAAAAUUGCUCUGGGAGCUGCCAGAGGUCUAGCUUACCUUCAUACUGGUCUCCCUACAUCUAUUAUACACGGGAAUAUAAAGUCUAAAAACAUACUUGUGGAUGACAACUACGUUGCUCAUCUUUCUGAUUAUGGCCUUCACAAGCUGAUGAAUACAACAGCGAAUCUUGAGAUGUUAGACGCUGCAGCAUCCCAGGGGUACAAGGCACCUGAACUUGUGAAGAUGAAAAAGGCCAAUGCAAAAACUGAUAUAUACAGUUUUGGUAUUGUUUUACUUGAAAUUCUCACAGGAAGAAGAUCGGGAAGAACAGAUUCAUCAGGUCGUUUCAUUGAUUUGCCAACCAUUGUAAAAACUGCAGUGCUUGAAGAAAGGAUUUCAGAACUUUUUGAUCUUGAGCUUUUGCGAGGAAUGAGAAGUCCAGCAGAUGAAGGUCUUCUUCAAGUGCUGCAGCUUGCAAUGGGUUGUUGUGCUCCUUCUCCAUCUGUUAGACCACAUGUAAAGGAGGUAGUCCGCCAACUUGAGGAGAUUCGACCCAAAUCACAAUCACCACUUUACACCCCUUCACCACAAUACAAUUCAGAUGAUAAAAGUAGUAGAGAAUUCCUGUUGUGAUCCAGCACAGAUGAAAGAUGAAUUUUUCGUUCCUCUCAAGUCUCUGUCUCUAUAGGUUCUGGAUAUAAUGUCAAUCCCUACUGUGUUUCAACUUACUAUACACUUGAAUAUAUUAAAUUAUCUCAUUUCUUAUUUUA